AUGGCUCCUUGGUUACUAUCAGCGGCUGUGGCAUUGUUGCAGCUUCUGCCUGAAACGGCAGUCGCUCAAGAUGUUGCAUCGCCAUUCACAAAGGCUUCCAAUGAUUCGCUUCUUUGGGGCCCUUACCGUCCGAAUUUGUACUUUGGCGUGAGACCGAGGCUACCUAAGAGUGUGCUUACUGGUUUGCUCUGGGCCAAGGUGGAAGACUUUGCUUCUGUUCAGAACAACUUCCGAUACACAUGCGAGCAACAUGAAGGCAUGGCCGGCUACGGCUGGGACGCAUACGACCCGAGAACUGGUGGAUCGCAAACCAUCCACGAUGCCGGCAACCAGAUCGAUGUCACAACCGACUUUGUCAAGUUCCCCGAGCACGGCUCCAAUGGAGGAUCAUGGGGCGCAAGAAUCAGGGGUGUACCAAGAGAAGACGCUUCCGAGGAUCUCAAGACAACUAUGGUUUUCAACAUUGGUGUCGAAGGACUGGGCAGUCUGGUAGUCGACAACGCUGAGGAGGGCGAGAACUCUGAAGUCGGCUUUGACGGAGAUGUCGUGAUUGCUGGAGAGACUCCUGAACUGGGCACUUUCACCGUCACGGUUGUUGACCGUAAAGGCAACAGACCCAGCCAUAUCCACCCUUCGUUCCAGGACAAGCCCAUCGACAGGACUCUGGUGCACAGUGUGCAGAUCCCCGAGGCCGCUCUGUGGCAGGCCAAGCCCGUCAUGUUCUCCGCCAUGAAGACAUCUCUCGACAAGUACAUUGAAGACUACACGGCCGAGAAGAUGCCUCCUCCGAUGCAGGCCUUCACCAUUCCCAACCUCCCAGGCGCUGGCAACAUGCACUUCGUGCAAAAGGUCUUCGAAGGAGCAUUCGAGUUUGAUGUUAUCUUCUCGUCUGGUUCCGGUUCCGAGCCCAUCAAGUCGGCAGACGUGUCAGAGAAGAUUGAAACCACCAUCAAGUCCUUCUCCGAGCGCUUCAUCGAGUCUUUCAAGCCGCAAAAGCCUUUCAACGACAAGAAAUACACCGGCCUGGCCAAGUCGCUUUUCUCAAACUUGAUCGGUGGCAUCGGAUACUUCCAUGGAGAUGCAGUCGUUGACCGCUCGUACGCCGCUGAGUACGAGGAGGAGAAUGAAGGAUUCUGGCAGGAGACUGCAGAAGCAAGAGCAAGAAACCAACAAAAGCUUGAGGGUCCACAUGAACUCUUCACCGGUACUCCUUCCAGACCUUUCUUCCCUCGUGGUUUCCUCUGGGACGAAGGUUUCCAUCUGCUUCCCAUCAUUGACUGGGACGUUGAUCUCACUCUGCAAAUUAUCAAGAGUUGGUUCAACCUGAUGGAUGAUGAUGGCUGGAUUGGCCGUGAGCAGAUUCUUGGACCCGAGGCUCGCAGCAAGGUGCCUCAAGAGUUCCAGACUCAGUACCCCCACUACGCCAACCCCCCUACUCUUUUCUUCGUCAUUCACUCUUUCCUUGACAAGAUUGCCGCUGCCAAAUCGGGCCAACAGGUUCUUGGUUCUGAGAAUGCUAAUGGUGUUCUUGCCAACCCUGAUGCAGCCCUUCAAUACCUCCGUGACCUCUUCCCUCUUCUGAAGAAGCACUAUGAAUGGUUCCGCAAAACUCAAGCUGGUGAUCUCAAGUCUUAUGAUCGUCCCGCAUUUUCCAAGAAGGAAGGUUACCGCUGGAGAGGAAGCACCAAGACUCACUUGCUCACUUCUGGUCUUGAUGACUACCCUCGUCCUCAGCCUCCUCAUCCUGGUGAGCUUCACGUUGAUCUCAUGUCUUGGAUGGGCAUGAUGACCCGUGCCAUGAAGCGCAUCGCAACCACUCUUUCCGAAUCAGAUGACGUAGCUGCUUACUCUAAGAUCGAGACUGCCAUCAUCCGCAAUCUCGACGACCUGCACUGGGAUGCAGACGAGAAGGCAUAUUGCGAUGCUACUAUUGAUGAAUACGAAGAGCAUGCUCUCGUCUGCCACAAGGGUUACAUUUCUCUCUCGCCCUUCUUCACAGGACUCAUGGCACCUGACCACCCCCAUCUCGGUGAGGUCCUCGACCUCAUCGGCUCUCCUGAACACCUCUGGUCACCCCAUGGUAUCCGCUCCUUGUCCCCUCAAGACGAGUUGUACGGCACUGAGGAGAACUACUGGCGUUCACCCGUCUGGAUGCCCAUCAACUACCUCGUCGUCAAGGAACUCCUCAAUACUGCUUCCGCAUCUGGUCCUCACCAAAAGCAAGCUGCUAAGCUUUACACCGACCUCAGAAAGAAUCUUGUGGAUACUGUGUACAAGUCUUGGGAAUCUACUGGCUUUGCUUGGGAGCAAUACAACCCCGAGACUGGAGAGGGACAGCGUACACAGCACUUCACUGGAUGGACUAGCUUGGUUGUGAAGAUCCUCGCCAUGCCUGAAGUCCCUGUUGUAGGAAGCACUGGUCACGAUGAGUUGUAG
Messenger RNA from Aureobasidium pullulans EXF-150, 2436 nucleotides. RefSeq names its product glycoside hydrolase. Gene Ontology annotation, cellular component: endoplasmic reticulum membrane. The record is from RefSeq and is a predicted model, not a curated record. Bases 1 to 2436 code for a protein of 811 amino acids. Lineage: Eukaryota; Fungi; Ascomycota; Dothideomycetes; Dothideales; Saccotheciaceae. Gene Ontology annotation, molecular function: Glc3Man9GlcNAc2 oligosaccharide glucosidase activity. The transcript is spliced from 3 exons. Gene Ontology annotation, biological process: oligosaccharide metabolic process; protein N-linked glycosylation.